Mya arenaria is the source of this 4368-nucleotide messenger RNA. RefSeq names its product atrial natriuretic peptide-converting enzyme-like. The transcript is spliced from 20 exons. Gene Ontology annotation, cellular component: membrane. The record is from RefSeq and is a predicted model, not a curated record. Bases 389 to 3214 code for a protein of 941 amino acids. Gene Ontology annotation, biological process: proteolysis. Lineage: Eukaryota; Metazoa; Mollusca; Bivalvia; Myida; Myidae. Gene Ontology annotation, molecular function: protein binding; serine-type endopeptidase activity.
GCGAAAAAGACGUUUUCAGUAAGGAUAUACACUUUCAUGUAAAAAAUAUCUACUCCUUUGAUUUAACUACACUGUUGGAUAUAAUUUCGAAAUCAAAUUACUAUGUGACUUGACUCUUCAUUAUUGCACGUGUUUCUUAAACAACACCGUAAUCAAAAGUUAGGAAUUAUGUCAACGAGUGGUUGCACAAGGAAGUAGAGUUGCGUGGAAUCAUCGAUGAGUGUUAAACCAUCAAGCUGAAGAGCAUGAUAUUACCGAUUGAAUUUAUUAGUUAAAGUAAGACGGGGAAAUGUAGUGGACCAUUUAAUGUAAAAUAUGAAGCGCAGAAGAUAGAUAUUUGCUUUCUGCAGUGAUCUAUUGAACUAAUGAUGUAAACACGAGGGUCAAUAUGGAAAACGGGGAUAUAGUGCCAAUUAUCAACCGGAUGCAUACGGCGUGCUAUGAGAACCCUUUGUUCGAAGAGGAUGGAGCGGUGAGAAAUGAGACGCACACGAAACUCCACAACCGGCCAGACGGCCUGAAAUCCAAGCCUUACGAUCUGAACAAUGCCGCUCAAACCUCGGUGCACUACCGGCCGGCCCGCCCACGGAGACGCUGGCUAUACUGUUUAGGGAUCGUCUUCGCCCUCCUCGCCAUAAUCGGCAUCAUCGUCGCGGUCAUUGUUGGACAGAGACGAGGCGACGGCAGUUCCAGAGGAGGGGAGACGGUCACCGCGCAGCCGUCCACCAACAAAGUAUUCCAGUUCCGCACGGAGCGAGUUGAGGGGCGUGUGCGGAUUAUUCAGGGGCCUUUUUCUUCCUACCAGCCGCAAUAUAGUAACAAGUCCUCUACAUCAUUUCAACUCUUCUCAUCAUCAUUCACAUAUCAAAUAUCUGUUAUAUUCACUAGAAGUAGUUAUAGUUCAUCAUAUUCACACACAGAAGUUGUAAAUAUUAGCUCAGGGAGUGUGAUAGUCGGCUUCAUCAUCCAUUUCAAGCAGCAUGUAGAUAUUUUCACCAACACUCGUUAUGAACUCAUUCAGCUCAUCCGAGAUGGGCUAGAAGACAGUCUGUAUCAAAUAGACACGUCUUCAAUUGUUAUACAACCCAAAGAUCCUUCGUUAUCUGUGAUACCUACCUCAGAACCAGGUGUAUGUGUUGCCAUAAAGUCCCAGCACUGUGCGGGUGUGGUUGACUGGUCUAGUACCACGCUCCCCAACAUUCUGGGCCACAGGGGUCCAGCAGAAGUGGCGGAGGCAGAGGUCGCGCACGAGGAACUCUUCUACAACUCGUGCGGCAGGGACUUUUGGUGCUCCGCCUUCUAUCCGCGUUGUUGGCGGGGCGCAGCAGUGCCACCAUGCAGGUCCUACUGUGAAACCGUGUACCAGUCAUGUCGGGACACGUACCAGGGGGUGAAUAUCGACGUCCUCCUUGUGUGCGCCUCACUUCCGGAAUCCUCAGACCCCAAUGUCUGUCAGAAAGACCCAUUCGAACACGGGAAGUGUAUGUCGAAAGGCCUAGAGGAUAAGUGUAAGGCGUUCGGCUACUCGGAAAUGGCCUUCCCAAACUUCGCCGGCCAGCGGAACCGAUUCGCCGCCCUGGACCUGAUGAUGCUCAUUGAGGGGAUCAACAACGCCACCCACUGCUACAAGUACUCCGUCAUGUUCGCCUGCUACACGAUGAUGCCCAAGUGUUCCGGCCGCCCUUUCCCAAACCAUGCAAUCCCGCCAUGCAGAAGCCUCUGCAAUGCUUACAAGUCCCGUUGCUCUAUCUUCCUGGACAUUUUCUUCAACCCGUGGCCAGAGAAUCUGUUCUGUGACAGUUUCCCUGACAGUUCAGACAAGAGUGUCUGUCUCGGCUUCAACGCCGCCCACGAACCGCCCACCAUAGAGGAGUGCCCGGCGGCAGAGAGCCGCUGUGACAACACGACGUGUUUCCCGCCCUCAUGGCGUUGUGACGGGUUCCAGGACUGCUUGGACGGAACGGAUGAGGCCGCCAUUCAGACGGAAAUGCCCCUUAGAAAAUGCGUCGAGUGUCCGGCGGAUAUGUUCCGGUGCUCGGUUGAGUCGGCGGUCUGUGUGGAGGCGGCGCUGCGCUGUGAUGGCGUCGAGGACUGCCCCACUGGCGCCGAUGAGAGGGACUGCCUGGCCUUGGGGGAUGAGGGUGACAGUGCGGGCGUGGUUAACGUAUACAGCAAGAAAGCGCAGUGGGGGCACGUCUGUAAGGACACGUGGACCUCGGACGCAUCUUCCGUUGUCUGUCAACAGCUAGGAUACCACACACCUGACCCUACCAUGGAGACGGGCGUCCCUUCACCCACAUCCGGUAACCUCUUCAGUGUUACGACUCUCAGAAACGGAAGCGAUCCUCAGUAUCUCGCUUCUCGUCUCGAGCCCGUGCCUUCGUGUCCUGGUGGUAUCGUUGUCCGUGUCACAUGUGGAAAUCCAGUUUGCGGGCUGCGGCCAGCGUUCAUCCCACUGCCGACCCGGAUCGUAGGUGGUGACGUGGCGAACCCAAACGCCUGGCCGUGGCACGUAAGCGUGUUCGGAGGCACAGACCAGAAGUACUUCUGUGGCGGCACCAUCAUCGACAAACACUGGAUCCUCACAGCCGGACACUGCAUCGGAGGGCGGAGGGACGUAUCGAACUUACUAUUACGCGCAGGUCAGCCCCGACGGGACACCUUCUCGGCAUACACACAAGAACUCUACCCCGCAGAGCUGAUUCUGCACCCCGGCUACAACCCGCAUACGGUCGCCAACGAUAUUGCUCUCAUCCGCCUCCACAACCACAUCCGGUUUAACGACCACGUUCGCCCCACCUGCCUCCCCUCAUCGGAACGCAAGCUGCCCAUCGGAACGAGGUGCACGGUCCUUGGGUGGGGAAAGCAGGGAGAUACUGCGCCAAACUACGAGCGUCAAAUCCGUCAGGUGAAUCUGGAGGUAACGGACUGGCACUCGUGCAAGGCGGCCAUCGAGGGCGCGAAGAUCAAGGUCCCCUACCAGCUUACGGACCAGAUGUUCUGUGCCGGCGGUGGCAUCGGACACGACUCAUGCUCCGGGGACUCGGGAGGGCCAUUUAUGUGUCCCCUGGACCGCACAAAUGACACAUGGUAUGUUGCGGGUAUCGUAUCGUGGGGCGUGGCCUGUGCCUACCCUAACGUCCCCGGGGUUUACACGAAUGUGCCAGGUUAUCUGGACUGGAUAAGAAACAUGACGGGCCUCGAUUACCUCUAGAGCUCCCGAACAUGUACUAUCGCCUGACCGUAGAAGCUUACACGGUUUUAUGGAAAGAAAAGAUUGUCUGGAUUAGUUGGUGAAUAAUCUUUGCGCAAAUAAACAAAAAAAUGAACAAUGAGGCAAAAGGUUAAUAGUGACAUGAGAUCCUUUAAAUUACGCCAGUUUGAUCGCCAUCGACUUACUAUGUAUUGCAUUUGCCUAUGCGCAGGUAAAUGGCAUCAUACAGACUUGUGAGGAAUAGAUGGAGACUUGAGUUCAACUUAACUACAGUUGUGCUUGUGUGGAGUACGAUGUACGUGCGAUUCUGUGACUCCUCCUGCGUAUAGACUUGAGGAUUGAAUAAACGGGUUGUUAGAAAACUGUGUUUGUAUAUACACUGGGUAAAUGCCCUAUGCCAUCGCAUUUACUAUUUUGCCAUCGUGCAAUUUCAGUUUUCUUACUGUUUUUAGUGAUCUGAAAUGCUUCAGCUGUAAUUAUAAAUGAUUCAGCUGUUAAACUCGUACUUGUGUAUGUGUGUGAUGAACUUGUUCACGAUAUUUCGUUCACUUUGUCAGUAAGUAUUUAUUGUGUUCAUCAGAACUCCACAUCAUUGAAUUUGUGUGUGUAUUACAUGAACGUACGUCCAGUAGAUGGUACUGUACAAUUUGAAGACCAACGUUAUACAAAUAUAUAACCAGUUAAAAACAAGAUGGAAGUCAUAUAGAUCCAUUUUGUUCAUGUUAUGACCGGUACCUGUAAUAUUCGUAGAUUAAAGUGAUUUAUUACAUGUAUAUUUCGUACCGAUUUUAUACAUCAUAACUUUUUUUUUUUUUUUGUGUCGGAUGUAAAAAUAGUUCGUACUCAAUUCAUUUGAACUGUAAUGUAAUUUUUUAAACAAAUAUUCAUACCGUAAAUUUUGUUAUUUAGUAUGUCUCCAUUAAGUAUUUAAGAUUUCUUUAUUAUUUAUUUUACAUUCAUAUUCAGCGCCAUUGUAUAGAAGUGAAUUGAAUUAUUUGCGAUCGUUAAGGAUUUACUGUUCUUGUAUAGUUUUUUUUUAUUUAUAUAACUACAUAUAAUCAGAAAUAUUAAAAGCGUUGUUGGACAUCACUCAGAUGAUAUUAUGGAUUUAACUUUGUUGUAUCUUCAUUAUUGGUGAAUAAAAUUAUAAUUCA